Saccharomyces cerevisiae S288C is the source of this 339-nucleotide messenger RNA. RefSeq lists its product as uncharacterized. The record is from RefSeq and is marked reviewed. The coding region runs from base 1 to 339 and encodes 112 amino acids. Lineage: Eukaryota; Fungi; Ascomycota; Saccharomycetes; Saccharomycetales; Saccharomycetaceae. The transcript has a single exon.
AUGCUUUUUUUUUUUAUAUAUGCUUGGUGCCACUUGUCACAUACAAUUCUACAACCUUCGACAAAAAUCCAAAUGAUAGUAAGAUCAAAGCCAGAAAGCAAUGGAGAAAAAAAAUUAAUGAACCACGAUGAACCAAAUGAUCAAUACAACCAAAGAAACUACCCUAGUGAGGUGUAUGCUGACUUGGUAUCACACUUCAUGAAUUUUGCAUAUGGCAAAGUCCACGAAAGUGGGCUUCAGAAAAAAGGCGUGCGGUGUGUAGAUGUAUCAAUUAGUGGAUGCCAGUUUUGGAACGGGAUUCCACUUUCCGCAAGUUGGUGCACGUCGUUAGUGACAUAA